AGCAGCAAGACCGCAGGAGCUACAACCAACAGGUCGCCAUCCACAAGGUUCCGACAUGAAGCUCCAUCGAUCAUGGGGCUUCCAUCACACGUUAGCCUUGGGGUUGGCUCUUUGCUCCCACUCUAGCGAGAGUUUCGGCCCCAUAGAUCCAGCGGUGGUCUACAGCAGCAGAGGCCAGCAUCAUCGCAGGGCAACAACACCAGAGCUGAGAAGCAGCACGUCUCCUUUGCCCCCACCAGACUCUCGCAGCGGCACAAUCUCAACCCCUCCCCCGCCACGAGAAUUCAUCGAACGAGAGCGAGAGCGGUGGGGGCAUGGGACCGCGCGAGCCGUCGAGCGCGGGGUGGACAACCGAAGCCGCAAGGGUGGAGGCAGAGGUGGCAGUGCGACAAAGAAAUCGGGGCCUAGGAGGCCUCGGGCGAAGGGGGACAGGGGCCGUGGUCCCAUGGUGUUGUGCUGGAGGAUGUUCAACAUGGAGCUCGGUGUCAAGGUGGACCCUGGGAAGGAUUUCUGCGGGGUUUCGGCUGAGCUCUUGGCGGUGGUCGCUGGCAGACUAGGAAUCAAGGACGAAGGGGUGUUGGCCGACACCGACGUGGUGGUGGUACGCAAGUCGUUCGACGCCAGGACGAAGAAGGAUGCGGAGCCGCGGUUCUCGUACACCUUGGAUGUCCGGCUGUCGCCGAAAACGGCGAGAAAACUGCGGCUGAGGACCAAGCAGGGCAAACUGGAGCCGUCGCCGUCGGGCGGACCGCUCUUCCCGGCCUCCCCCUCCUCCGACGCUUCCGUAUUCUCGGACAUCUCCCCGGACAUUACCUCCGCGGCAGUCUCUAAGAUGGCCGCUCUCUCCGACGCCACUCCGGCUGCCGUCGCUGCUGAAGCCAUCGCCGCCGAUGCCGCUGCCGUCGCCGCUGCCGGCGCGGCAGAGGGCGAUGUGACGGAGGGAGCGGGGGCGCCGCCGUUGGUAACGGGGAGGGGUGGAGGGGGCCCGUCGGUUGUGAUUGUCGGGGCCGGGCCUGCUGGUUUGUUCGCCGCGCUGGAGCUGGUGGAGGUCGGGAUGAAGCCCAUCAUCGUAGAGCGUGGCAUGCCAGUUGAAAGAAGGGGCCGGGAGAUCGGGGCGUUGUUCCAUAGGCGCAUCUUAAACCCAGACAGCAACUUGUGCUAUGGAGAGGGCGGCGCUGGAACAUGGAGUGACGGCAAGCUCACCACGAGGAUUGGCAGGAACAGCGACAACGUCAGGAAGGUGUGCGGUUGGAUGAUACCAAUCUACCACGUGCUCUACAGCAUCAACAUGAUAGCUCGUCUCACAGUAUUGAACGCUCGCCCACCCCCCAGGCUGGUCCGAAUCCUUCGGGACAUGCGAGCCUUCCUUAUCGAGAGAGGGGCCACGUUCCGCUUCGACACCAAGGUCGAGGGUUUACUCACCAGAGGCGGCGGCGACCGAGAGGCAAUCAGCGGUCUCAAGCUCGCGGACGGGAGUGAGAUUCUUGCCGACAGGGUUAUCCUGGCCGUUGGCCACAGCGCAAGGCCCUUGUACGAAAGGCUGCUAGACUCCGGAGUGGGCCUUGAAGCCAAGGGCAUCGCGGUCGGGUUCCGAAUCGAGCACCCGCAGGUGCCCGUGGCUGAUUACAGGUUAACCCAGUCGCUCGGAGCUAUGGACAAGCCUGAUGAAGCCGGGCAAAGGUCGGCGAAACGAGGGUACCAAGACCGGAGCUGUUACAGCUUCUGCAUGUGCCCGGGGGGGCAAGUAGUGCCGACCAGCGUCGACCCGAAGGAGGUGUGCGUGAACGGCAUGAGCUUCUCCAAGCGCGAGUCUAAGUGGGCCAACGCCGCCCUCGUCGUAUCCCUGAGCCCGAAAGACGUGGCCGAUGACGUUUCCGCGUUGGAGGGGGCCGAAGCUGGGAAUGGUCCGCUAAGGGGGGUCAGGUGGCAGUCGGCGAUGGAGAGAAGAGCAGCGGAGAUGGGCGGCGGAAAUCUCGGUUGGGGCGCGGAGGGAUGUUCGUCAGUUGUUCCGGUUCAGCGCGUAACGGACUUCAUGGCGAGUUCUUCUGGGCGGGACGCCGACUUGCCUUCCUCCAGCUACCGGUUAGGGGUUCGAGCGGGGCCUCUGCACGAGCUCUACCCGUCGUACGUGACGGAGGGUCUCCGAGAAGCCUUGGAGGCGUUCGAGAGGCGCAUGCCAGGCUUCGUGUGCGACGAGGCGUUGCUUCACGGAGUUGAGACUCGAACGAGCUCUCCUGUUCAGGUACACCCGUCCAGCCGAAAGGACUACCGCUGCCGGCGGUGUGUGGCGCGCCUCUAG
Ectocarpus sp. CCAP 1310/34 is the source of this 2299-nucleotide messenger RNA. The record is from the annotation of a GenBank genome assembly. Lineage: Eukaryota; Phaeophyceae; Ectocarpales; Ectocarpaceae.